AUGCACUUCUUCCCCCUCCUACUCUGCGCGUUCGCCAGCCUCGGCGCAGCGCUCAAGAUCCUCCAUCCCGCGCAGGACGAGACGGUCCGCGCCGACUUCAAGUACGAGAUCCAGUGGGCCACCAACGCCUCAGACCCCGAAUGGGCGUACUUUGCCCUCCUCUCCGACGAAUCGGGCGACACGAACGGGCGCUGGCGCCUGCGCACCGCGGCACACAACCACUCCUUCCUGCCGAGUUUCGCAGACCUGUACAACCCCGAAGCGCGCAAUGGCGCCCGGGUGCGGCUCGAGGUGCGCGGCCGCGUGGCGGACAGCGAGGGCGUAAUCGACUCAAGAGUGCUGGACAGCACCGAGUUCUGGGUCAACGGGACCAGCUGGGCCAACAACCUCAUGCCGGACUUUAACUGGUCGAAACCGCCCCGACCGUCGAGCACGCCCCGGAGCGCAGAGGAGCAGGCGCGCAUACUCAAUGCGGCGGGAGCGGCGAGGGCGCAUGUCGGCGCUGGAGCGCUUGUGGGCAUAGUCGCGGCUGCCGCGUUGCUUUGA
Molecule: messenger RNA, 546 nt
Organism: Trichosporon asahii var. asahii CBS 2479
Lineage: Eukaryota; Fungi; Basidiomycota; Tremellomycetes; Trichosporonales; Trichosporonaceae
Exons: 2
Coding region: 1-546 (181 amino acids)
Source: RefSeq, a predicted model, not a curated record